This is a messenger RNA of Hemiscyllium ocellatum (epaulette shark), 3890 nucleotides long. Its product is annotated as torsin-1A-interacting protein 2-like. Gene Ontology annotation, cellular component: membrane. Gene Ontology annotation, biological process: membrane organization. The record is from RefSeq and is a predicted model, not a curated record. The transcript has 8 exons. Gene Ontology annotation, molecular function: ATPase activator activity. The coding region runs from base 36 to 1271 and encodes 411 amino acids. Lineage: Eukaryota; Metazoa; Chordata; Chondrichthyes; Orectolobiformes; Hemiscylliidae.
GGCGGAGGGGGUUCACUCUGCGGCUGCCCGGAGGCAUGAGCGACACCGGCUCCGACAGCGACAGCGACAGCUCCGGGCCCGAGCGCGGGGAGAGAGCCCAAACAGGAGAUGGAAGUAGACUUUCUCCAAAUAAGAGAGUGACAGAUGGUGUGGACAGUAGUCCUUUGAGAAGAGAUCACAUUCCUAAAGAUGAAGUUGAUUUUGGCAGAGCAGACACAAAAACUAGUGACUCUGAAGGUGAUGUGGGGGCAGGCGGUGAUUCACCGAUCUGUAGCAGGACACGAUCUCGGUUUUCAUCAGAUCAGGUUCUUCUGCAUACACAGCCUAGCCUAAGCCGAAGACCUCUUCGUCCACUCAAAGGUCGACAGGAUGGUGACGCUUCAUUACAAACUAAAGCUGAUCAAAGGCCUGUAACUUCAGUAUUGCCUCACCGUGAACCUUUGCCCAGGAAAGGAGAAAGGAACAGAAGACCUGCCGGAAAAGGCACCACAGACGCCUCAAACAAGAACGUGGCCUUGAUUAUGGCGCUUGUAGUCAUGGUUUGUUUAAUAAUGUUCCUCUUUGUGAGGAAUGAAUCGCCAGCUGUGACAGUGGGGGAAGUAACGGCACUGACGGCAUUUUCAAACCAAUUUGAUCAGGUUGAAGCACUGUUUAAUGGUCAGCAGUCAGUGUUGUGGAGGAGAAGUAAGAUCACCCUGCGCAACCAUAUCAAUCUGACCCGGCACAUGAAACCUGCCAUCCUGAUGUUUGCAGCCGCGUGGAACGGAGAGCAGACCAUGAGGUGCCUCGCUAAUCGGAUUGCUGGAGUUUAUACCUCGGCCCUCAAUGCCACCUCCACAGUGGAGAUUGAUGCUUCUGACAGAAGCAGGCAGAACAGUGAUGCUGUGAAGCUAGAGGUGGACACAUUGCUCUCAUCUGGAUUUGAGAAAGGCAGCAAGGCAGCAGUGGUUCACCAUUUCCAGGACCUGCCCCCGCCCUCCACCCUGAUAUUCUACAAGUAUUGUGACCACGAGAACGCAGCCUAUAAAGAUAUCGCCUUGUUGAUCACCAUCCUGCUGGAUGAGGAGAUGCUGCCUGCGGGUGUUAGCCUGGGAGCCGUGGAAGUGAAAGUCCGCGACUUUCUGAAGCGGAAGUUCGCUGCCUCUCAAGGAAGAGAGGGAAUGGACACAGACAAGCUGAGUGGACUGUGGAGUCGCAUCGCGCACGUUGUGCUCCCGGUGGUGCCUGUGCGAGAGAUUGAAGAGAGGGGCUGCAAAGAAGAUGGGCAGUGAUCUGGGGAAAGGGUGAAGUUUAGCCACCUGCACUAAUUUCCCCUUUUCUCUGCAUCUCCCACACCAUUAUACUUAGCUGUCCCAAGUGUGUUUUUCUAGCCUCCUUGAAUAAUAAUGGGUGAAAGAUACCCUGAUUUAAGAUAUGAUCUUUCACCCACUCAGAAGAACAAACCUCUUUUAUUUGUCAAUUGACCUGCUUUGUGGAAAUUUGAAAAUCGAACAUACCAGCAAAAUAUUUUUUAAUAUGUUGUCAAAUGAAAUUUUAGUAAAAUAUUGAUGCCUGGAUAUCUUGAGACACUCUGUGCUCAUCAUUUAUCUUCCCCUUUAGUUUUUUAAUGUGCUGUUUAGCAUGAAGUGCCAUUAGCUGAACUCAGGUGAUUUCUUAGUAGCAUCUUUGUGAGGGAAACUUGACAUCAUGAUGAGCAACAUCCUUCUCUUUUUUUUGUUUCAUUGAGGCACAGAUUCCAAAUGCUGUGAUCAAUAGCCCGCUUUACAGCAUCAAAUCAUUAUCCAUACGCCCACCCUCAAACGUGCUUCUGAUCUUGGCUGUGUUGGCAAGUUAAAGAUAACAGCUGGAUCCAAGCAGUUAGCAUGAAUUUAGCACUGAUUGCCAGUGAGAUAACAGACUUGGCACCCCGUGGAGGAUUUAGAGUGGGCCAACCACUGUUUGGCUUGGGCAUUAUGGCUGUCCAAGAAAAAGGAUGCCAAGUCAUUUGGGGAAAGUUCUCCCCUGCCACUGGCAGCAGAACCAGCCAGCAUACACUGGUGGCUCAAAUUUGGAGUAUGUCCCUGGGUCAGAUUGACUUGGAUGCCAAAUGUAUUUGGGGCUGAUCAGCAACUACUGCCAUUAAACUGUUGCCAGUUCAGUUAUACAGGCAUCUGAAGGGAAAUAUGUAACACUAUCCAAGCAUAAAGCUGAUGCCAUCGACUGACCACCUUUACUGAGAAAACCCAGUUUUCUGUUUCCUUGAAAUUGAAGGAUGUGCAAAUCAAGCAACCCCUGAAAGAUGUGUUUGAUUACUCGUGAUGAUUCUUGCUCCAAAGCAGAAAGCUGUCAUCUUUGAACCAAAUCUUGAUCUCGUUUUGUGGUUUUUGUUUUGUCAUGUGACCUUUGGUCACUUGGAUGCAUGUUUUGUUCGGGUUGGGUGGUACAGACUAGGAAUAAUUUUUAUUUUUGAACCACACUAAUUAGUGAUAUAAUCCAGAGACAAUCGAUGAAUGACUAGUUACUAUUCUACCCACUUCCAAGGGAAAGGUGGUAGCUUCACAGUCAGAUUUGUUGUUGUAUUGUGAUUGUGUCUCUUUGUUUGGUCUUGUGUAAUGUCACACUGGAACCAGCAUCGAAUUUUGUUGCUUUUAUUUUCUGUUCCAGCUAAACAUCCUGAUUAACCAACUGCUGGAAAAAAAGUGACAAAAACAAUGCUAACUCUGCACAAUUUAUUUAAUACAGGUAGCAGUUGAAGAAAGUUGAACAGAUCUAAACUUACAAAAUCGAAUGAAAACAUACUGGCUGUGCUACUCAAUUUGGGAAAAGUGUCUAACUCUCUGUUUAGGAAAAACAUUCUCAACAGAAUUAUAUUUCACUAGAAACGCAAUUAUGGUUGUGUAGUAAAGAUUCUUGAACAUUGUAACACAACUUUGACAUAAAUAAUGUCCACGGUAGAACAUUAUGCUCACAGAGUUCCCUAAUCUUUUUUUUUAAAAGGAGAGAAUUCACAUUGAUAACACUUCCGUACUUUAGGUAAGGUUAAGCAAAAUAUUAUGGUAGAGUACCCCUUUCCAGUACUGAUUCUGUUCAGAAUAGUGGGAACCAGUGAUGGUUAUCCCUUUCACGAAGGGGAGAUUAGCUUGUCCUCUGUUCCUGAUAGAGUCCAAUAUUAAACUUGGACUAUGGUGAAUGAGCCAUUCCUGUAGGAUGUUUUGUUUAAUUAUAGGCUUUACUACUUGUCUUGUUUUUGUUGUCAAGCCUAUUUUCUGUAGUAGAACAAAUGGGAAAUCAAUGUAACUUCCUUAUCAGUAAAAGAGCAUUUGAGAAAUUUACUUCUCAUAGCCUUGCAGCUGUAGGUAUUGGGGACGUGACCAACUGUGAGAGCUAUAUGCACCAUGCAAUACCUGUUGGCUGCUGCUGUAAUAUUUCCGAAAUGUGUACCUUUUAAUCACUCAAUUAAAAAAAAUGCUUUAAAAUUUAAAGAUACUGAAAAUGAAAGCACAAAGAGUAGAAGCACAUAUUUUACAUGUAGUUUCAGUUCCACAGUACACUUGUUCCAGGAGGAUCACAGAUACAUGCAGCAAGCCUAUCAGUGCCUGAAAAAGGAAAGUGGAUUUAACUACGGUUCCACCAAAAUAUUCUCUUUCAGCAAUAUUUCAAAAACCUGUGUGUUGCUUUGGGGUGUCCAGCGGUCAUGAAAGACACUACACAAAUGCAAAUUCUUUUUUAAUUGAUUUAAGAGCUCAGCAUUUCUGAUAUUGUCUGUUCACACUAAUGUACAAGUUAAAGACUUGAGUGCUUUGAUUAUGCAAGUUUUUUUUUUAAAACAAUGUUUUGGCUUUCACAUUUCUAUGGUCUCUCAACAAGAAUUUAUUUGUGACAAUUUUGUGUCAUGAGUUUCUUUAAUGCUG